Molecule: messenger RNA, 810 nt
Organism: Dibothriocephalus latus
Lineage: Eukaryota; Metazoa; Platyhelminthes; Cestoda; Diphyllobothriidea; Diphyllobothriidae
Source: the annotation of a GenBank genome assembly
AUGCGCCUUGUCGUUGCUUUCCAGCGUCUCCUUCACAACGAUCUCACUGAGCCUCCUCCUUCGAACACUCAACUAGGCGCAAACAAAAACGAUUUGCUACCAACCUCUCGCUCCUCCCUGGCCCAUCUCCUGCUCCAUGGAGUGCCUUCAGUUGCAUCAACGGUUUCCUCGAAGACAGUCACCGGCUCACCUGACCUUCCGAUAAAGGGAACAUCAGUGGGUUCGAUUGGAAAGGGCGAGUCGCACGCAUCGUUCAAGUCAAGCUCGCCAAUCAACUGCUUUGGCCAACAACCUGCCUCGUCCUCUGUCCGUGAUCAGCUGCAGCGUGCACCUUAUGCCGAUAACACUCAGUCGCCCGCUUGUGCACAAUAUGUCGCAGCACCCCCUCUAUCUGAGUAUGGGGUGUCCACAACUCUCGGAAAUAACCCUUUAAGUCGGCCCCUGUCUGUGAACCCGUCUACGACACCGUCCUCGCCCCUGCCACGAUUUGAUGGACCUGAGACGACUCCUAAGAGUGCAAGCAAUGGUGGAGCACUUUCUUCCAGUCUUUAUCGCCUCCUGCUUGAUACAAAUCCCUGCGCAGAGACUAUUCAUGCGGAAGUGGAAAGUGCGACCGCUCAGGGCUUUGAUACCGCUCCUCCAACACCCGCUUAUCCAGUUUUUCCACCGGCCUCAUCUGCUGGACAGGCUCCGCCAACAGAGGAUUCAUAUCGACUUAGAGGAGAUGAUGAUUUGUGGGAUUUACUGGACGAUCCUCUCAUGUCCUCCUUUCUAAUGGAUGGUGAUGCCUCGCGUCCCAAGUCCCUGGAU